Molecule: messenger RNA, 728 nt
Organism: Pangasianodon hypophthalmus (striped catfish)
Lineage: Eukaryota; Metazoa; Chordata; Actinopteri; Siluriformes; Pangasiidae
Gene: smim8
Product: small integral membrane protein 8
Exons: 2
Coding region: 206-463 (85 amino acids)
Source: RefSeq, a predicted model, not a curated record
CUCUGUGCUCGGAACAAGAUGGCGGCGUUCAGCGUCUCACAACAACAUCGAUCCGUCUGUUUGUCUCUCUGCGCUUUAUAAAGCUCGCUUUUCUCUUUCCACAGUCAUUAUAAGCUUUAUUUAAGCUUUAUAUACAGAUUAUACAGUUUGUUUCAUUAUUAAAGUCCGUGUUUGUGUGAAACCUGAGAGUUUUCGAGCCGCAGUUAUGUCACCUUCAGAGAACGACAGUAAAGUACCCGGAUUGAGAGGAGUGAGGACUACGUCACUGUUCCGCGCGGUCAACCCGGAACUGUUCAUCAAACCUAAUAAACCGGUGAUGGCGUUCGGCCUCGUCACCAUCACGCUGUGUGUGGGGUAUCUCGGCUAUCUGCAUGCUGUGAAGGAGAACGCUCAGGAGCUCUACGAGGCCGUGGACAGCGAGGGUGAGAGAUACAUGCGCAGAAAAACCUCCAAGUGGGACUGAGAGACGCCGCAGACGUGCAGAGAGCCGCGUUUCAGAGACUCCAUUCAGCACUGAUGAUUUUACUCUAAACUCCGGAUUCAGAUCAUAAAUAACUUCUGAUAAAGACCGAGUGUGUGUUUGUGUAAAUCUGAGUUAUAGAGCCGUGUUUCACACAGUAAACCUGCGACAGUCUGUUUUCCAUCAGAGGAAGAAACUUCUGUUUUUCUUGAGUUGAAAAUCAGUGUUGUGUUUAUCUUAAAUAAAUAAAUAAAUAAUUAUAAUGUGA